Messenger RNA from Dicrocoelium dendriticum, 900 nucleotides. NCBI's taxonomy places the organism in Eukaryota, Metazoa, Platyhelminthes, Trematoda, Plagiorchiida, Dicrocoeliidae. The record is from the annotation of a GenBank genome assembly.
AUGGAAUACGCAGAAACAGACUACGUGUUUUUGGUCGAUGUGGAUUUCGUCCCGAGCAUGAACCUUUCUGAAUCUUUGGAGGUUACGGCAUUAAAGCGGUUUGAUCCCCUAACCACAUAUGGAGACCGGUCUGAAUCCUCCCGCGGUGAGCGAAGGUGCUUCAUCGUACCAGCUUUCGAGAUCAAGGAAGGUAGGGACCCACUGCCGAACACAAAAGGGGAUCUGCUGUCCCUUUGGGGCCAAGGAUAUGUUCAGCCUUUUCGUCACGAAAUCUGGACAGCUGGACACACGGCAACAGACUACGCCAAAUGGAAAGAAAUAUCGGAACCGUAUGAGGUGAACUGGUCUGCAGACUACGAGCCAUACGUGAUGAUUCAGCGAAACGCAGUCAGGUUCGACGAAACUUUCGCUGGAUUCGGUUGGAAUAAAGCCUCCUUCUUUAUGGCUCUAGAUGUGCAACAUUAUAGGUUCACAGUGUUACCUGGUGUCUUUCUACUGCAUCUUCCACAUCCCCCCAGCAUCGAAGUUUUAAGAUAUCGGACAAAUGUUUUAUAUCGUUCUUGUGUGGAUCGGUUAAAGUUGGAUUACAUCAGAAAUCUGGCACGAGAACACGGUGUGCACGCACUGAAAUAUUUGGAAUUUCGCGGACACUCCGAGCGACUGAACAGCUGAUCCAAUUCACAUAUUUCUAAGAAUCCACUUAAUAUUUUUGCGUUCGUGACCCAGUUUUGUCUUCUUUCUGUCUAGAGCAGGACUAUAAUGUCGCCGUAGCGAUAUUCAUAACAGAUGUUCGCAGGAUGUAUUUCUAUAUGUUGCCAAGCCGUACCUUUGGGACACUGUUGUGUGAAAGAAUAAUGGUGUCUUGGUUAGUUCUUCACGUUACAAAGUACACCUCUUGUA